CAAAUUUAGCAAUUAAAAUUCGUUUUUCCCCCUCAUUUCUUUGCACGGUCAGCUGUUACUCAAACUAUUGCGCUAAUUGAAGAACAAGCCAUUUUUAUUUAUUUAUUGCGGUGGGGUGGCGGCAAAGAAAAGCGAAAAUACGUAAAGUUAGCGUCAGGCGAAAGCAACUUAGUCCUGGUUAUCACAAUUACAUGUCAUCAAUUUAAAUGCAAAAGUUACAUUUUCUCCAACUGCCAGUAAAAAUGCUGUAAGGCAGAAUCUGGAGAGCCGCUGACCAGCAAAGUCUCAUUUCUGGCAGAUCUCUAAAUAAUGGAGUCCCAAGAAGAGAUAAAUCACAAAAAUCACAAGCAUGACCGGAAGGAGCGAAAGGAGCACUUGGGCCCCACACACCGCUAUGUGAUCAACAUGCUGGCCCUCAGGCUGGGCUUGACACCGUCAGCGGUGGAACAAUUCAUCCUGGACUUUUCAUUGGAUCCUUUUGAUCAUUUCUUUGCCAUUAAUGGAAGCUCUACCCUUGCCUUUGUGUAUCAAGAGGCAAAACAUCCUGGGUUGGAGUGUGGCCGUGCAAUUCCCGGGCCCCGGAAAGCACUGCGACUUGUCCACGCCAAUUUGUCAAAGAAGCGCCUUACGGGCAUCUAUUGCACUUUCACUCGGGUCCGAGUGGAUGUUGCUGUGACUGCAGACAACAUACAUCAGGAGACCUUUUUUUCCAUGUUUGAUGCCCGGGAUGGCUUCUAUAAAGCCAUCAAGAACAGCUUCAGCAACCUGAUGCCCAGUUUCCAAGCACUGCUAAAAAUGGACAAGUCCAAGCUCGGGGCCAAGGUUAAGCCAAACCUUGAACACAUCUUCAAGCACAGUUUGAUGGGCUUAGAUGUGAUCGAGAUGAGCUAUCAGAAUGUUAAACUGGCAGAGGCCAAGAAUGUCGACUUCAGUAAACUGGCAUCCUUUCAAGAUAUGACGUUAGCAGCAGAAAACGGUGACCUGGUGAAACAGCUGGAGGGGAUCCUGAUACAGUGGUAUAAGCAAAUCGACCAGGUCCUGCUGGAGACUCAAGCGCUGAAGCAAGGUCUCGUGACGGACGGGCCGCUGAGCGAGCUCGAUUACUGGAGGCAGGCGCUCUUGAAAUUCCACUCCAUCCUCAGUCACAUCAACGGCGCACAGUGCAAGGCGGUCAUAAGCGUGCUCAGACUUAACCGGUCCAAAUCACUGAAGUUGUGGCCCAUGCUGGAGUCCAGGGUGACGGACAACUACAACGAGGCCAAGGAUAAUGUCAAGUUCCUGGACGCACUGGAGAAAGUAUGCCAGCCUCUCUACACGAGCGACCCGGCCACCAUUGUGAAAAGCGUGCAGAACAUCAUUAACGCAGUUCAGAUGAUCCACAUGGUGUCACGCUACUAUCAUACCAGUCAAAAGAUAUCGGCCAUCUUCAUCAAAGUUACAAAUCAGAUGAUCAUAGCAUGCAGGCGAUACAUUUCCAACAACGGCGCGGCCAUAUGGGACCAAGAUGUUCAAAAUGUUAUGAUGAAAAUACAGGAGUGCCUCGGUUUGUAUCGGGAGUACGAGUCUUGCUUGGAGAAAACACAGGAAAAAGCAAAGGAAAUGCCAGGACAGAGGCCCUUUGGGUUCUCCGAGAUGCACGUGUUGCGCAAGUUUGAGGUCUUUUGCAAGCGCCUCGAACAUAUCACGAAAAUAAUGUCGGUGUUCAAGACGUUCGAGUGUCUGGCAAAGUCCAACAUUGAGGGCAUCGAGACUCUGGCCGGUCAGUUCCGCAAAGUCUCGACCGACCUGAAGAACAAGCAGGCGGACGUGUUUGCGUCGAGGACGGUGGCAUUUGAAGCGGACUACGAGACAUUCAUGACUCACAUCGGUAACCUGGAGGAGCAGCUAAAGGGAUUCAUGAACUCGAGCUUUGCCAAGUUCGACUCAUCCCAGCAAGCGCUCGGUGUAAUACAGCGAUUUCAGAAAUUAAACAUUCCCUGUCUAAAGGUGGAAAUGCCCACUGCCUUGGGUACUAUUCUCCAGCUCUACGUCUCAGAAGUGGAGGCGGUGUCAAAGCUCUUUGAGAAGCAAAACGAAGACCCGCCUUUGGGUCGAAACAUGCCGCCCGUCUCGGGGAGGCUUCGCUGGGCCCGGCACCUCUACAAGAAGAUACACGAGCCCAUAUCGUACAUACGCGAGAACUCGGACAUCCUGACCACCCCCGAGGGGCGCACUGUGGUCAAAAUGUACAAUCAGACGACGGCCAUGUUGCAACGCUUCGAGUCGGACCACCACAAAGCUUGGACGACAGAAGUCUCAAAGUUGGAUUUUGCCUUGAAUACGACUCUGUUGAUUCGCUGCACUGUAACGGGCAAGUACUUGGUCAACUUUGAUUCAAAGAUCAGUGAGGCCAUUCAGGAGGCCAGCAGUUUGGUGAAGAUGGGCCUGGAUGUUCCCAAGCAGGCACUGCAUUUCCUCAAGGUGGAGGGCCGCUUGAAGACCUAUCAUCAUCGUCUUCACACCGUUUUGAUGGACUACAAGCUGACUUGUGACAACAUACCGGCGGACUUUACCAACCUGAUGACGUCAAAGACCACCCAAAUGGAGUCCUUGCUUCGCUAUGGGUCAGUGAUGGUCACGUGGUCAUCGCUGCUUCUGGACAAGUACUUUAUAAAUAUUGACAACGCCUUGUCUGAACUCAAGACGAUCUUGAGUAAGGUGCAAGAGAUUUGUAAGUUUCACAUCGAUGAUUACCUGGUAGAGAUCUCGGAGACUGUUCUCAUCGAGCUGCCCGAAGAUCACGCCUCUGCAAUCGAGCCACUCGUUAAGCUCACUCAGAAUCGGUGCCAUAAGGUUGUCAAGAGACUAGAACACAAGUGCUAUCACGUGAAGGAAGCAGUGAACGAGUUGGGCAAAGUGUUCAAUGCCAUUUACAAGUGCAAGCAAACCCAAAAGGUCGCGGACGGACACAGUGGUGGGCCGAAGGAGACCCAGCGGGCCUCCGACGCGACGUCAGACGGCCAAGAGAAGUACAAACAAACGCGCUUUGAAAAGGACUUCACAAAGCAGUACGACUCCUUCGGCACGAGGAUUUUAGAUGCACUGGUGGAAAUGACCAAGUUGUCUCUGAAGACCUUGGAGAGACGAGUCUGUGGCUCCGACUCUUUCCAGAAGAGGGCCGACUCCGGCUGGGUCCCCAUGAUGAAAUCCGAAGUGCAUCUGAACGCGCCCAACGUGGUGAUGGUCCCCACCGUGGAUCAGAUUCAUCACGCCAUACAUGAAAUCAUUGAAUUUAUCUUGGAGGUCAGCAAGGGCAUUCAGUGCUGGGAGGUGGAGUACAGACACGACAGCUCGUCUACUGAGAGUCGGGAGAAAUUGAACUUCUACGUUCGCGUUAAUAAGCACGAGGAUAUCAAAGCCGUCAUUUUCGCCUUGAAGUCGGCCCUGAAGUUGCAGAGGGACAACGCCGCCACCGUUCUGGAUCGCUUCAAGAGGUUCAAGGAGCUGUGGAGCGACGACAAGGAGCGAGUCAUCAAGGCCUUCAUUGACAGCAAGCCAACCUUGAUGGAGAUCAAAGAUAAAUUGCAGCACUACGUCGUGUAUGAGAGCCAAAUUGAGGAAAUCCAGAACGUCAUCGUUGUCGGGAUGAUUGAACUGUCGACGAACCACUUAAAGGAGUCCCUCAGGGUUGAGGCGAAGGUCUGGAAGAGGCUCCUGUGCAAGUACCUGCGCAUAGAGUGCCGGAAGAACAUCAUCAACAUCAGCCUGCAGACCCACAGGAGCUUCACGCAACUCUCGCAUCCGAUUGCUAAUCUGGACGACGUUCGCUGCGCCAUGAAGACGCUGGCCAACCUGCGGGAUUCUGAAAUUAACACCGACAUAACGCUGUUAUCCACUCAAGAUGCCUAUGAAGUGCUGAUCCUUUACGAAGCUGAAAUGACCGAGAAGGAACCGGGAGAGGUGUACGGACUGGCCCGUUUCUUCACCAGGCUUCUGGCUAAAGCUAUGUCCGUUCAGGAUCAGCUUUUCCGCAUGCAGCCCAGCCUGAAGCAGGACCUGCUGGAACGCGUCGGCGUCUUUGAAAAAGAUGUCGGCACUUUCAUGGACGACUACGAUAUGGACGGGCCCAUGGUUGAAGGAAUAGAACCGAAAGAGGCCAGCCGCAGGCUCCAGACCUUCCAGGCCAGGUUUUCUGAGCUGUGGCGAAAUUUCACCACCUACAACUCCGGCGAACAGCUCCUCGGUCUGCCUGUCUCUGAUUAUGAGUGCCUUCAAAAUAAAAAGAAAGAACUGGACCUGCUUCAGAAGCUCUACGGCCUGUAUGACACUGUGAUGAAGACCAUCAGCGGUCACUCCAAGCUCCUGUGGACACAAGUGGAUAUCGAGAAAAUCAAUAACGAGCUUAUGGACUUUCAGAACAGGUGCCGGCGUCUCCCCAAGGGACUGAAGGAGUGGCAGGCUUUCAUGGACCUGAAGCAGACCAUCGAUGACUUCAACGAGCUGUGUCCUCUGCUCGAGAUGAUGACCAACAAGUCCAUGAUCCGCAGGCACUGGGAUCAAAUCUCCAACCUGACCGGCCACCACUUUGAGGUGGAGUCGCCCACCUGCACCCUGGACAACAUCAUGGAGGCGCCACUGUUGAAGUACAAGGAUGACAUCGAGGACAUCUGCAUAUCCGCCGUGAAAGAGAGGGACAUCGAGGCCAAGUUGUCCGGCGUCAAGGCGGUGUGGCAUGACCAAAACCUGACGCUGAUGGACUUCAAAGACAGGGGCGAGCUCAUGCUGCGAGGCGGCGACACCACGGAGAUCCUCACCUCUCUGGAGGACAGUCUGAUGGUGCUGGGUUCGCUGCUCAGCAACCGAUACUGCACGUUCUACAAAGCUGAGAUCCAGGAUUGGGUAUCCAAGCUGUCCACGUCAACGGAUGUCAUUGAGCAGUGGGUCAUCGUGCAAAACCUUUGGAUUUACUUGGAGGCCGUGUUUGUGGGGGGCGACAUCGCCAAAGAUCUGCCUCAGGAAGCGGAGCGCUUCCAGCAAAUUGACUCGACGUGGAUCAACAUCAUGCAGCGGGCGCGGGACGUCCCGAAUGUGGUGGAGUGCUGUGUCGGGGAUCCAAUGUUGGGGGAGAUCCUGCCAGAUCUUCAGAAGCAAUUGGACUUUUGUCAGAAGUCACUCACAGGGUACCUUGAGAAAAAACGUCUCCUGUUCCCACGGUUCUUCUUCGUGUCCGAUCCCGCGCUCUUGGAAAUCCUCGGACAAGCCAGCGAUUCUCACACAAUUCAGUCGCAUCUUCUCGGAGUGUUUGACAAUGUCAAUGAAGUUGAGUUUGAUGUCAAUGAAUACGACAGCAUUUUGGCCGUCUUGUCUCAAGAAGCGGAGAAACUGCCGCUGGACAAACCCGUCUUAGCUCAGGGUCCUGUGGAGCUCUGGCUUGGGAAGUUAUUGGUGGAGCAGCAGUCAUCGUUGCACACCGUCAUCAAGGCGGCCGACGAUGUGAUCAACGACGAAGACUUUGAGCUCAUACCUUUUCUUGACAAGUUCCAAGCGCAGGUGGGCCUGCUUGGAAUCCAAAUGCUCUGGACAAGGGACUCGGAGGAGGCCCUCGAAAAUGCCGAAUUCAGCAAGGAGGUGAUGAUCUUCACCAAAAAGAAAUUCUUGAACCUCCUGCGAAUGCUCAUCAAGCAGACCACCUACGACUUGACCAAAUUUGACAGGGUCAAGUACGAAACUCUGGUCACCAUCCACGUGCACCAGAGUGACAUCUUUGAAGAGCUGGUGGCAAAAUCGGUCAAAUCGACCAAUGACUUUGAGUGGCUGAAGCAAAGCAGGUUUUACUACAAUGACGGCAUCGAUAAGGUCAUCGUGUCCAUCACCAAUGUGGACUUUGUUUAUCAGAACGAGUUCCUGGGCUGCACCGACCGUCUCGUCAUCACCCCGCUGACAGACAGGUGUUACAUUACGCUGUCCCAGGCCCUGGGCAUGAGCAUGGGAGGAGCCCCCGCUGGGCCGGCGGGCACAGGAAAGACGGAGACCACCAAAGACAUGGGUCGCUGCUUAGGAAAGUACGUGGUGGUCUUCAAUUGCUCUGACCAAAUGGACUUCAGGGGCCUUGGCAGGAUUUACAAAGGCCUUGCGCAGUCCGGCUCGUGGGGCUGCUUUGAUGAAUUCAACAGGAUCGACCUGCCGGUGUUGUCUGUGGCCGCUCAGCAAAUUUACAUUGUUCUGGUAGCCCGCAAGACACACAAGCCUACUUUUGUCUUCACGGACGGCGACGUAGUUGACCUGAAUCCGGAGUUUGGGCUUUUCAUCACCAUGAACCCCGGUUAUGCCGGUCGUCAGGAACUUCCGGAGAACUUGAAAGUGCAGUUCAGGACGGUCUCCAUGAUGGUGCCCGAUCGACAGAUCAUCAUGAGGGUCAAGCUGGCCAGUUGCGGAUUCAACGAGAAUGUCCUCCUGGCUCAAAAAUUCUUUGUUCUUUAUAAACUUUGUGAGGAGCAGCUCACAAAACAGGUGCAUUAUGACUUUGGCCUGAGGAACAUCCUGUCCGUGCUCAGGACGCUGGGAGCUUGCAAGAGAGCGCGGCCUGAUGACUCCGAGUCCAGCACGGUCAUGAGAGUGUUGCGUGACAUGAAUUUGUCCAAACUGGUGGAUGAGGACGAACCUCUGUUCCUCAGUCUCAUCAAUGACUUAUUCCCUGGCAUCAAGCUGGACAACAGCACCUACAAUGAACUGCAGGCCGCAGUGAAGAAUCAAGUGGACCUCGCCGCCUUGGUUAACCACCCCAACUGGAACCUUAAACUGGUUCAGCUCUACGAGGCUUCCCUGGUGCGCCACGGCCUCAUGACGCUGGGGCCGAGCGGGGCGGGUAAGACGGCCGUCAUCAACAUCCUGAUGCGAGCGCUGACGGAGUGCGGAACGCCGCACAGGGAGAUGCGCAUGAACCCCAAGGCCAUCACCGCGCCGCAGAUGUUUGGCCGGCUCGACGCCGCCACCAAUGACUGGACUGACGGUAUCUUCUCCACGCUGUGGAGGAGGACGCUGAAGGCCAAGAAAGGAGAGAUCAUAUGGAUCAUAUUGGAUGGUCCCGUGGACGCCAUCUGGAUUGAAAACCUCAACUCGGUGCUGGAUGACAACAAAACCCUCACCUUGGCCAACGGUGACCGCAUCACCAUGUCGCCAGCUUGCAAGCUGGUGUUCGAGGUGCACAAUAUUGAGAACGCCUCUCCGGCCACCGUGUCCCGCGUCGGCAUGGUCUUCAUGAGCUCCUCGGCGCUGACCUGGGAACCCAUCCUCAAGGGAUGGACAAACAAGCGUAACGCCGAAGAAGCGGAGAACAUCAUUAAUUUGUACGGCAGGAUAUUUUGGGACGUGUAUUCGUACAUGAGGCAGAACCUCAAACCCAAGAUGCCCUUCCUGGAGUGUAACUACAUCAUGCAGUCUUGCAAUCUGCUGGAGGGCCUCAUCCCAACCAAGCAGAUGGGGGGCCUGGUCAGCGACAAACACUUGGAGCGUCUCUUCGUCUUUGGUCUGAUGUGGAGUCUGGGGGCCCUUUUGGAGUUGGACGACCGGGACAAAAUGGAGGCUUUUUUCCGGGAGCACGACAGCAACAUUGAUCUGCCUCACACAUUGGAGGGAGAGACCAUGUUUGAAUACAUGGUCGGGACAGAUGGUCAGUGGUGUCACUGGAACGAACACGUAGGGGAGUACGAGUAUCCCACAGAUCACGUACCGGACUACGCUUCCAUCCUCGUGCCCAACGUGGAUAACACCAGGACGGCUUUUUUGCUGGAAACCAUCGCUAAGCAGUACAAGGCUGUCUUGCUGAUCGGUGAGCAAGGGACGGCCAAGACGGUGAUGAUCAAAAGCCACGCCAAGAAGUUUGACCCCGAGACGGACCUCUUCAAGUCACUCAACUUCUCCUCGGCCACAGAACCCAUCAUGUUUCAGCGCACCGUGGAGAGCUACAUCGAGAAGAGAAUCGGCAGCACGUACGGACCGCCGGGCGGGCGCAGGAUGUCGGUCUUUGUGGAUGACAUCAAUAUGCCUCUCGUCAACGAAUGGGGAGAUCAGAUCACCAACGAGAUAGUCCGGCAAAUGAUGGAGAUGGGCGGCAUGUACAAUCUGGACAAACCCGGCGACUUCAUCACCAUUGUGGACGUCCAAAUGCUGGGGGCCAUGAUCCACCCCGGCGGCGGGCGAAAUGACAUUCCGCAGAGGCUCAAGAGGCAGUUCACCGUCUUCAACUGCACCCUGCCUUCCAAUACCUCCAUUGACAAAAUCUUCGGCGUGAUCGGCUGCGGCUACUUCCACGAGUGCAGGAAGUUCACGGGAAAUGUCACGGCCAUGGUGAAGAAGCUCGUGUCGGCCGGCCGCAUUUUGUGGCAGUGGACCAAGACCAAGAUGCUGCCCACGCCGUCCAAGUUUCACUACAUCUUCAACUUGCGAGACUUGUCCAGGAUCUGGCAAGGAAUGUUGAAGGUGGAGGCGGAGCAGUGCAACGACUUCAAGACCCUGGUGGCCCUCUUCAAGAGCGAAUGCACCCGCGUCAUCGCCGACAGGUUCAUUUGCCCAGAGGACAAAGACUGGUUCGAGAGCUCCAUCAGCCGUGUUGUCAAAGAGCACAUCGACCCCAGCCUGGUCGCGUCCAUCCACAAGGAUCCAUACUUUGUCGACUUCCUGAGAGAGGCGCCCGAACCGACUGGCGAGGAGGAUGAAAACGCCUCUUUCGAUGCCCCCAAAAUCUACGAGCUGGUCCCCACGUUCCAAUUCCUGGAGGAGAAGCUAAGGUUCUAUCAGGCCAAGCACAAUGACGAAGUGAGGGGCUCUCACAUGGACUUGGUUUUCUUCACGGAUGCCAUGACUCACCUGGUCAAGAUCUCGCGCAUCAUUCGCACGGAUACUGGCAACGCCCUCCUAGUGGGGGUGGGAGGAUCCGGGAAACAGAGUUUGACGCGUCUUGCCUCAUACAUCGCUGGAUACGAAGUCAACCAGAUCACACUGACCAAGUCUUACAAUAUAGCCAAUUUCAUGGAAGAUCUAAAAAAGUUGUACAAAUCGAGUGGGGCCGAAGGGCGCGGCAUCACCUUCCUUUUUACCGAUAAUGAAAUCAAACAGGAAGCCUUCCUGGAGUACCUGAACAAUGUUCUGUCGUCUGGAGAGGUCUCCAACCUUUUCGCAAAGGAUGAGAUCCAAGAGAUUACCCAAAACCUUAUUCCGGUCAUGAAAAAGGAAUUUCCCCGCAUUCCACCCACUUUCGACAACCUCUACGACUACUUCAUAUCGCGGGCGCGGAAGAAUCUGCACGUCGUCUUGUGCUUCUCGCCGGUGGGACCAAAGUUCCGCUCUCGGUCUCUGAAGUUCCCGGGCUUGAUAUCUGGCUGCACAAUGGACUGGUUUGCCCCGUGGCCCGAGGAGGCCCUGGUGGCCGUGGCUCAUCACUUCCUCUCAGAAUUUCCCGUCGUUUGCUCACCGGAGGUGAAAGCUUCCAUGGUGACCACCAUGGGCGUGUACCAUCGCACGGUGUCGGAGACGUGCGAGAGCUACUUUGAACGAUUCAGGAGGAGAACUCACGUCACCCCCAAAUCGUACCUCUCGUUCAUCAAUGGCUACAAGACACUCUACCAUCAAAACCACGAGCACAUUAACACGCUCGCCCAGCGCAUGAAUGUCGGGUUGAACAAACUGAUGGAGGCCAGCGUGUCCGUAGCUAAACUCUCCAAAGAGCUGGAAGUCAGCGAGAAAGAAUUGGUAGUGGCCUCUGCCAAGGCCGACAAGGUGUUAGCCGAGGUGAUGGUCCGAACCGAGGCGGCCACCAUAAUCAAGAAUGAGGUCCAGACCGUGAGCGACAAAGCCCAGAUGAUCGUGGAUGAAAUCACGCAGGAGAGGGCCAUUGCUGAGGAAAAACUGGAGGCGGCCAAGCCCGCAUUACAGGAGGCUGAAAAUGCACUGAACACCAUCAAGCCUGCUGAUAUUGCCACUGUGAGGAAACUGGCCAAGCCACCGCACCUGAUUAUGAGGAUCAUGGACUGCUGCCUGCUGUUGUUCCAAAGAAAGUUGGAGACUGUCACAAUGGAUCCCAACCUGCCCUGUCUCAAGCCAUCGUGGCCCGAUGCUCUCAGGCUGAUGGGCAGCACAGGCUUCUUGGGGUCGCUGCAGCAGUUCGUCAAGGACAAGAUCAAUGAGGAGACGGUGGAGUUGUUGCAGCCCUACUUCGAUAUGGAGGACUACACCAUGGAAAACGCAAAGAAGGUGUGCGGCAGCGUGGCCGGGCUGCUCGCGUGGACCAGAGCUAUGGCCACCUUCUAUGACAUCAACAAGGAAGUGCUGCCGCUCAAGGCUAAUCUGGCGGUUCAGGAAGUGCGCUACAAAAAAGCCAGCGCCGAGCAAAUGGCAGCUCAGGCCACGCUGGCCGAAAAGGAAGCCGAGCUGGCCCUGGUGCAAGCCAAAAGCGACGCCGCAAGCAAAGAGAAGCAGGAAUUGCUGGAUCGUUCAGAAAUGUGUAAGAACAAAAUGCAGGCCGCCUCAGAUCUAAUCGGCGGGCUGAGUAAUGAGAAAGUUCGCUGGACCCAACAAAGCAAAGAAUUUAAAUCUCAGAUCAAGAGGCUGGUGGGCGACGUGCUGCAGCUUACCGGCUUCCUGUCAUACUGCGGCCCCUUCAACCAGAGUUUCCGCGACAUGUUGCUGGACAUGUGGAAAAGUGAUCUCAUUUCCAACAAAAUCCCAUUCACGGAAAACCUCAACCUGAUCUCCACGCUGGUGGACGCUCCCACGAUCAGCGAGUGGAAUCUUCAAGGCCUGCCCGGAGAUGACCUGUCGGUGCAGAACGGCAUCAUCGUCACCAAAGCGUCAAGGUAUCCGCUCCUGGUCGAUCCGCAGACUCAAGGAAAGACUUGGAUCACCGCAAAAGAAAAGGCCAAUUCCCUGCAGCUGACAUCCCUCAACCACAAGUUCUUUCGUACGCAUUUGGAGGACUCCAUUUCCUUGGGGAGGCCGCUACUUAUCGAGGAUGUGGGCGAGGAGCUGGACCCCGCCCUCGACAACGUCCUGGAGAAAAAUUUCUUCAAAUCCGGCUCCAACUUCAAGGUGAAAGUGGGAGACAAGGACGUGGAUGUGUCCAACAACUUCCGGCUUUACAUUACCACCAAACUGCCAAAUCCCUCGUACACGCCGGAGGUGAGCGCCAAGACGUCCAUCAUUGACUUCACUGUCAAUAUGAAAGGCCUGGAGGACCAGCUGCUGGGUCGUGUCAUCCUCGCCGAGAAGAAGGAACUCGAGAACGAGAGGCUGAAGCUGAUUGAGGAUGUGACCUCCAACAAGAGGAAGAUGCAGGAGCUGGAGGACAACCUGCUCUACAAACUGAGCACCACCAAAGGUUCCUUGGUGGAUGAUGACUCCAUGAUUGGCAUUUUGAGCACUACCAAGCAAACGGCUGCCGAGGUUAGCGUCAAGCUGAACAUCGCGGCCGAGGCGGAGGAGAAAAUCAAGGCGGCUCAGUCCGAAUAUCGCCCGGUGGCGUGCCGAGGCAGCAUCCUUUACUUCCUCAUCACCGAAAUGAGCAUGGUCAACGUCAUGUACCAGACUUCCCUCAGUCAGUUCCUCAAGAUCUUUGACAUUUCGCUGGCCAGGUCGGAGAAGUCGGCCAAAACGUCCAAACGAAUCGCCAACAUCAUCGAAUACUUGACGUAUGAAGUCUUCCGGUACACGGUGCGCGGACUGUACGAAAACCACAAGUUCAUCUUCACCAUGCUCAUGGCUCUUAAGAUCGACCUGCAGAAUGGCAGGAUACAGCAUAGCCAAUUUCAGAUUCUCAUCAAAGGCGGCGCUGCACUCGACCUGAAGGCCUGCCCCCCGAAACCCUUCAACUGGGUGCUUGACAUUGUGUGGCUGAACCUCGUGGAACUCAGUAAACUUCCUCAGUUUGCCAACAUCCUCAAUCAGGUGGGUAAAAGUGGAAAACACUGGAAAGUGUGGGCCAACGGCGAUGCCCCGGAAGAAGCCGUCAUCCCAGAUGGUUACAACAAUCUGGACGUCUUCAACAAACUCAUGCUUAUCAGGUCCUGGUGUCCAGAUCGCACUUUGGCUCAGGCUAGGAAGUACGUAGGCGACUCCAUGGGCUCCAGGUUUGCCGAGCCCGUCCUGCUGAACCUGCUGGGCACGUGGGAGGAGAGCGACAUCCGCACGCCGCUCAUCUGCUUCCUCUCGAUGGGCUCGGAUCCCACCAACCAAAUAGAAGCGCUCGCCAAGAAGCUCAAUAUCGGAUGUAGGUCGAUCUCCAUGGGGCAAGGGCAAGAGGUCCACGCGAGGAAGCUUGUUAAUAGCUCAAUGAUGGAGGGAGGCUGGGUGCUCCUGCAGAACUGUCACUUGGGCCUGGAGUUCAUGGAUGAGUUGUUGGAGACCGUCACUGUCACGGAGACGGUGCACAAAACCUUCAGGGUGUGGGUCACCACCGAACCGCACGACCUCUUCUCCAUCACGCUGCUCCAGUCCUCCAUCAAGUUUACCAACGACCCACCGCAGGGACUUCGCGCCAGCUUGAAGCGAACCUUUGUAAGCAUCUCGCAAAACCAGCUGGAAGUCAGCAACCUGCCGACAUGGAAGCCGCUGCUGUACGGCGUGGCCUUCCUCCACUCUGCUGUUCAGGAAAGGCGCAAAUUUGGACCGCUGGGAUGGAACAUACCGUACGAGUUCAACUCUGCAGACUUCACGGCCAGCGUGGAGUUUGUGGAGAGACACCUGGAUGACUGCGGGCCCAGAAAGGAUGUCUCCUGGGUGACUCUGCGCUACAUGCUAGCCGAAGUGCAGUAUGGAGGCAGGGUCACCGACGACUAUGACAAACGCCUGCUCAAAUGUUUUGCCCGGGUGUGGUUCAGUAAGAAAAUGUUGGACCCGUCCUUCUGCUUCUACACGGAUUACCAAAUCCCGAUAUGUAAGACCAUCGAGGAAUACGUCGACUACAUUCAGGGCUUGCCCGCUGUGGACGCCACGCAAGCGCUGGGGUUGCACCCCAACGCUGACAUUGUCUAUCAGAGAAACACGUCCGCCGAGGUGCUGGACACCAUCACCAACAUCCAGCCCAAGGAGAGCGGCGGCGGUUCGGGGGCCACCCGAGAGAGCAUCGUCUACAGCAUGGCGGAGGACAUGCUGGACAAGCUGCCCCGCGACUACAUUCCUCACGAGGUCCGAGCCAAUCUGAAGAAGAUGGGGGCUCUCAACCCCAUGAACAUCUUCCUACGCCAGGAGGUGGACCGCAUGCAGAGGAUUAUCGCUGUGGUGCGCGCCACUCUUCAGGAUCUCAAGCUGGCCAUCGAGGGCACCAUCAUCAUGAGCGAGAACCUCCGUGACGCCCUGGACAACAUCUUUGAUGCCCGUGUGCCAAAUCUUUGGAGGAAGCUCUCCUGGGAGUCCACAACAAUCGGGUUCUGGUUCACCGAGCUCUUGGACAGGAACCGACAGUUUCACAGCUGGGUGUUUUCCCGACGGCCCAAAACGUUUUGGAUGACGGGUUUUUUCAACCCUCAGGGUUUCCUCACUGCGAUGAGGCAAGAGGUGACGAGGGCAAACAAAGGCUGGGCUCUGGACUCGGUCACCCUCAGCAACAAAGUCCUGAAGAAGACCAAGGAGGAGUUCAAGGGCGAUGUAGAAGUAGGCGUGCUGGUUCACGGCCUGUUCCUGGAGGGCGCCGACUGGGACAAGAAGAACUCGGUCCUCUGCGAGUCGGCCCCCAAAGUGCUCUUUACUCCCUUGCCCCUCAUCCAAAUGUUCGCCGUCAACUCCACCGCGCCCCCCGACCCCAAGUACUACGUGUGUCCCAUUUAUAAGAAACCCAAGCGUACCGACCUCAAUUACAUCACCGCCGUGAUAUUGGGCACCAGUCAACCGCCCGACCACUGGAUCAUGCGAGGCGUCGCCCUCCUCUGCGAUAUCAAAUGAGAGCAGCGAUUGUCUCGCCGUUUGUUGUCAGCUUGUUUGAUGAAAUAUAUAGUUUAUAGCCAUCCAAGUGCUCAUCCUUAUUAUUAUAAACCUAAUAAAAAUGAUUGGGGGCGAAGGAGCAACAAUUCGACCUAUUUGAAAAUGAUUACUCUUGCGGUUGUCCUUUGUUCAUUUGUAGCUUUUUCAUUUCCCAGUCGCAUAAUUGCCCAAGUUAGACUUGAAGUUUUUUAAAGACAUGCAAAAAACAAAGUCAACAAAAAAGACUAUGGAUGGUAUUUUUUAUUGAUAUGGUGACCAGAAGUUCAAAAACCAACUUGGGCAAUUAUGAGACCACAGAUCAUGAGGUUAGAGCUCCAUGAUAUGCUUCAAACAACCACUAGGGGACUUUUUUUUGGGGGGGGGGGGUCGAUUGCUGUGUUUAGCUGCAAUGCAUCAACCCCGUUUUUGUCCUCGGUUGAGAUUUGUGGUCUUUUCAAGUGAGAGCAGAAAAUGCAAGCGGCGCCAGCCAUCCAGCGUCUGCGCCCUCCUGAGCGCUCCCCAAUGGUGUCAACCGGUGUCCCCUUUUGAGAAGCGCUUGGCAUCAAACCUCAUUAAUUCCGCUCUUUUCCCUUAUUAUUUCCACCGCGGAGCCCGUCCGCUCGUAGGCCCGUUCACCGGAGCCCCGGCUCACGCUCGGCUGAGCAAAUGAGAAGCUCGCCGCGUGCGCGUCAUCGAUGUCCCUGUUGCUAAAUGAAGGUGUGUUCAUCAUGAUCUCGCUCAUUUUAGCGCAAUCUUGACUCUUUUUCUAAUUCAGAUUCUUUCCUGUUCAUAGUAAAAUCCUGUGGCCGCAGUGUUGAGGCUCAGACGGGAAAAUUCCUGCCUGCCCCCAAGUUCAUUAAAAAAGGGUCAGUAUUUCAUGUGUGCGCGUGCAAAUAUAAAUGUGUCGUCAUAUGUAUUCAUAAAUGUGUUAUCGCUCUUAAAAUGUUUUCUUUUUCCUUCUCUGUUCUUCAGCUCGCUGGACCAAAAUGACGCAAUGUCACAUAAGGUCCACCCCUAACAAGUCAUCCGUUUGUCCGCAUGAUACAGGUAAUAUGACUCAAGCUAACAUUAUUUUGUUAUCUGCCGAUUACUUUUUUUUUUAAGUCUCUGUGCAAAAACAAAUGUUCCUUGACAGAUAGAACUUAUUCUACAAUAGACAACAACAUGCUGAUGAUUAAAAUUGAUCGGAGGGCAAUUAGCGGGCGGGAUAGUAAGAGGGGGUGGGGAGGGGGUCCUCUGACACCCCCUCUCGGGCCUGAUGGAGUGGAGCCUCAUCUGCCUAACAGCCUGGCAAAUAUCCAUAGCGGGCCGCCAUCCCACUCAUUGUACGCCGCCUCUCAUUAAGAGCAGCCGAGUCAAGAAAAACAAGUCUUAAAGUGGAGGUACUUUAAAUUGAAAUUUAAUGGGGGGGCUUGGGGGGUUGCAUGUGUCAUGAAGACUUGCAUCGGAGUUCCAAACCAUUGAAACCCGAUUGGGCUCGUUUCUGUCAUUUUCAAAGAUGAUGUAAAAAAAAAAGUCAAAUAAGGUGAUUGGCUUGCCAGUCAUGUCGUGAAGAGACUUUUUCAUUGAGUGGCACCUGAGGACAUUCCGUCUCUGGCAGAGGAUCUGGACUUAAUCGCUUUAAAAGCAGUAAUCAGGUGCUAAGAGGCAGUCUUGUCUGUUGAAAUUAGCCUCCGAGUGGCCAGAUGACACACUCUUUAACUUUGCGCCGGGCCUCCUCUUGUUUGCAUUGUCACGUGUGCCGCCAAAAGGGGAAAGAAAACGCCAACGCUGCCAUUCAUGAACAUUUAAAAUCCUGUCCGAUCAGACCGAAGGAGUCGUUUGUCUUGUCGUGUCAGAAAAAUGGCCCCUUCAAUCCCGAAUGGACAAAAGGUGGCGCCGGCCA
This is a messenger RNA of Hippocampus zosterae (dwarf seahorse), 15811 nucleotides long. Its product is annotated as dynein axonemal heavy chain 8-like. NCBI's taxonomy places the organism in Eukaryota, Metazoa, Chordata, Actinopteri, Syngnathiformes, Syngnathidae. The transcript has 93 exons. Gene Ontology annotation, biological process: microtubule-based movement. Gene Ontology annotation, cellular component: dynein complex. The record is from RefSeq and is a predicted model, not a curated record. Gene Ontology annotation, molecular function: ATP binding; dynein intermediate chain binding; ATP hydrolysis activity. Bases 310 to 13908 code for a protein of 4532 amino acids.